UCGCUCCUGUAUAUUUACAUGUCAGUGUCGCGGUGACCUUACUGAACAUGUAUAUACAGGUAGACGCGUGUUACUCAAAUAGAUCGGCGCAUUGUCUGCACAGGUAUUUGUCAGGGGUCGCAAGUGUAGCCUUCCAAGUGUAGGUAAGGUGUCCAGCUGUAGAUGUGUGCCCUUGAUCUUAAAAUAGCCCCGGCUGUCAAGUAAUACAACUAGACGCCAUUACCAACCUUGUAAUGCGAAAGGGAUCGCUCUAUCUUCGCAGUGUUUAAUGUGUGUUGAAGGUCUGAAAAUAGCUCCGCUUCGUUGAAUAACACAGCAAGACGCCAUUACAGAUCCUGUGAAAGGUGAAAUCAAGAUGGCAGCCGAUUGGAUUGGUGACUACCAGAAACUUCAGUUGUUGGGUAAAGGACAGUUCGGGGAGGUGUUCAUGGGAGAACGCCGAACAGACAAGAAGCGUUUCGCACUGAAAAGUAUCUGCACUAAGUAUGUGUUCCGGGGCAUAUCUAUGGACAGGAUACUGAGAGAAGUUGAAUCUCACAAAUCCCUCCCAAAGCACGAAAACAUUCUAGAGUUCAUUGAAAGCAUCCAUGUGAAUGGUUACUUGUACAUAGUGCUAGAGCUGUGUGAACGUGGAACUUUAGAGGACUACGUGAUUAAGAAGAACCCUGACAAAGACACAGCUUUGUCCUUCAUGGUCGAUCUCGCACGAGGAUUGAACCACCUCCACAGCAAUGGCAUUGUACACAGGGAUGUCAAACCAGAAAAUAUUUUGCUUGCUGAAAGACCACACGGGCCGCCAAGAUGCAAGAUAUCGGACUUUGGGGUUGCAAGAAUCAUCAACAUUCCAUCUGGUUCUGAUGCUAAAUUUGACGCCUUGGGCAGUUUGGCUGGCGAGGAGUACUUCAAUACCCUAUGUGGCACUCCCAUCUAUCUUGCACCAGAAGUCCGGAACGAGCAUUAUACAAAACACUGUGACAUUUUCUCUCUUGGUGUGGUCUUCUAUGUCCUCUUCUCGCCGGAAAGAACCAAAGAUGGACGACUAUCACCUUGGGUCAGAAACGGAACACUGUUCUACGUAGCUACAGAUUACGAAAUCAAACAGCAAAUUGAGAAGUACGUACACGAUGAAGGGAUUUGUGAGUUGAUUUUGUCAAUGCUCAAAACAGAUUAUCACUCCCGAACACCUGCCUCCGCUCUGGAAGAACAACUUCUACGUGUGGCCGUCCCUGAUGAUGAAGUAUUCUUCGUGGCUUGCCUCCUCGCGGCAGUCAGUCUCAUGUUCCUGUUAUUCCCCGCACCGUUAUUCGGACUAGCUCUUGCCCUGUUGACAUUGGGAUGUUGGCAGUUUGUUCCCAAAGGAUUCUUUCGGGGCUUAUCUUGAACAUCUUGAGCCUUGAUACCCACAAUUGUGUCUUAACCGUGAACAUACAUAUAUAUAUAUAUAGAUACAUGACUGAUGAAAACUAAGAGCAUUGAAUUCAAUGAUUGUGUGGAAUAGGUAUGAUACUACGAUUCGCUUUUAGUCACUCGGUUGAAACUGGUCAGUGAUAACCUGACAUUUCAAACUGUGUAGAUUAUUGUCUGUAUUUAUAUUAAGGUGAGUACGGAAGUGUAGAUAAUUUCAACUCAUGCCCAUAUGUAAAGUUUUGAAGAGAACACUGUUAUUCAUAUAAUUAAAAAUACAAAACCCUAUUUUUUUAUCAAAUUCUGGAUAGAUGUAAUUUAAAUAAUUGAUUUUAAUUUGAGUAAAGUCAUAUUUCACUGAUUAAACAUUAACGUCAGCCCAUUGAAUAAACAGUAUCGAUUAUCCGUCGAAAGAAAUUAGAUUGGGCGUAACAGUCAAAUUACGUGAUAUGAAUAUGAAAGUUUGUGAUAACACCAGGAAUUCGCGAAAAGGAUCAGCAAUUUGUUGAGAGACAUUUAGAAGUUGGAGCAGUAAGGGAAGAUAACAAUAUAUUGAUGAACAAAGUCUUCCUUACAGUGAGAGCGACGUUUCAGUGUAGGUUCUAACACCGUUACAAAGCCGCUUCAAAAACACCUUUCAUGUACAGUUUUUGUACAGCAUAAUUACGCAAAUCAUGAAUAUUUAUACCAUGCACCGGUAGUGGAAGUAUUGAUCGAUCUACGGAUACGUUAUCGAUCACAUAACGUGAUGGCAGUGCACAGUGCGUGUUGAGGUAUCAAUGUUUAAACACCGGUGUGGAGCUACAGUGUUGAUAUUAUCGGUAGGCAUACAACAAUGAAAUCAGUCAGGCAUUAAAUCUUCCGCUCAUUUGUGUACAUAAUACACUUUACUGAAAGGUAGUUGCGGGUGUUGUUUUUGUUGUUGUUGUUGUUGUUUGUUUUGCUUUUUUAGAAUUUGAUCAUUACAGCGAUUGUCGACAGUAAUCAGAAGUGCCUACUUUAGCAAAAUGAGCAUUGAGGGUGUGGUCGACAUGGGAUAAUGCGAGCAAGAUAUUAUUGCAGAGUGGAAUGUAUUCAUGAAACAUUUUUAAUACUAUUGAUUUAGUUGAUAUGAUACAGCAAAACCUGACGGAUACAUAUAUAUAUAUAUAUACAACUAUGAAAGAGGAAAAUGUGUCUCAAUUCACGUAAUACUGUAAAUAGAAGCGACAAAGGGAAGCUUCCCCCAAGGGACAUAAUCUGUAUUUGUGUGGGGAGUUUCAGUUCCUUAUUGUCAUGUUCAGAGAGUUAGCGACGAAAAAAAUAAUCAAAAGUCAACUCUGCAGGGAAACCUCACUGAUGUCUUUUUUUUAUUUAUAUGAGGUAAUGUUAGUAAAUUGUGUCUCCGUGAAUAGUGAAUGACGUCAUAUUGUACCUUUCUCAACAUUAAUAAAACGUGUGUAUUUAACUGGCGAUUAAUCAAUGCCUGUCGCUAAAAUGCACGUUUACAAUAUCGGGAAGUUGUCAAGUUUGAUUAACUGACCGUAUAUGGGUAAUUCUCACUGUAUUAUUGGUCGCAAUGUUGGUGUCAAGAAUCAGCUGUACAACAAAGGCAUUCUGUAGCUACCACCUCUGUAGAAAUUAUAGUGCAGAACUCGCAAUACUGAUAUUAUAUUUGUGUUUGUACCAUUUGGAGACAAUCUGCACAAGCUAAUAAAUUUGAUUUGUGAUUUUG
Molecule: messenger RNA, 3118 nt
Organism: Haliotis rubra (blacklip abalone)
Lineage: Eukaryota; Metazoa; Mollusca; Gastropoda; Lepetellida; Haliotidae
Product: serine/threonine-protein kinase 35-like
Exons: 1
Coding region: 356-1381 (341 amino acids)
Biological process (GO): autophagy; autophagosome organization; peptidyl-serine phosphorylation
Cellular component (GO): autophagosome; cytoplasm
Molecular function (GO): protein serine/threonine kinase activity; ATP binding
Source: RefSeq, a predicted model, not a curated record